AUGGCGCGCGCUGCAGUAAUCCCGCAAUCCCCUGGAAAAAGGGUGGCACGAACUUCAACAAAGUUGACAGCUGCUGCCGAUGCCAAGAAGAAAGCUCCUCGAAGAGCAACACCAGCACCACGGACUGCGGCCCCGGCUCUCGAUGCUGAGUCCGACGAUGAGCUGGGGUUUAUCACAGGCAAACCGGCUAGACCCAGCGGACGUCCUCCUAGCCGCCUAGCUACUAAACCAAAAGCGACUGCAACUGUGACUGCGCGAGGAAAGAAGGCUUCCUCGGAGUCUCUCACCGACAAGUCGAAACCCCAAAAUAACGCCAGCGAAAAUGAGCUAGGACAACAAACCGAGGCGCCGAAGAAGCGUGUUGGACGGCCGAGAAAAAAUCCGUUGCCUGCGGAGGCUGCUGAGGCUGCUGCAACCGGGCCUGAGGCAACAACCCCUAGACCUAGGGGACGACCGAGAGCGGGAACAACAGCGAAGGCCCCUCAGACCUGUGAAACGGCGACCACGAGCAGGCGCACACGUGCGGCAGUUGAUACAGCAAGCGAGACGAAAUCAAACCAAAUCAGGAUCGCGACCAACUCGACAACAAUGCGCUCAAAUCUUUUGCGUGGGCCCGCCAAGAAGAAGACAGUGAAAUUCCAGGAUGUCUCGGAUUCUGAAGCCGAGGAACUUGUACCCGAGGUUCCUGCUGCCGGCCGUCGACGAGCAGCGACCAAGGGCGCGGGCGCUGGCAAGACUGGCCUCGGAGGGACCCCAGUUCGCAAGCCCACGACAACCGGUACUCGCGGAAGGAAGCCAGCUGCAGCAAUGAAAGAUGCGACACAACCAUUAUCUCCCAAGAAGGCCAAGCAGGUGGCCAAGUCUCUAUCAGCAUACGCAAGCUCCGAUGGAGAAGAUGAUGAAUUGAACACCAUUAAGGGCGACACCAAGGAUCCGGUCAGACUUGUUGUUCACUCGCCUGUUAAGCACGGCUUGGAGAUUACUGGACUGAGCUCUCCCGUACGGAAGAUCAACUUUACCCCCAAGAAGGCGUCCAGCUUCAUGGACGAGAAUGGCGAACCAAAACUACCAACACCAAAACACGGAUCAGACGGCAUCGGUCUUAGCUCCCCAGUCAGGAAAAUCAACUUUACGCCGAACCGCAGCCAGAACGCUGUCGCAGAUAAUGGUCACCUCGCUCUUCCACCUGGCAAUUCGCUUGUUUUUAGUGAUUCGAUGAUCAUGUCUAGCCCUGCGAGGAGACCGGCGCCAUCAUCUCCCUUCCAGUUCUCCAUGAGAGAAACUCCGAACCGUGGGGGUUCCCUCUUCCGGGACAGUAUGAAUCCGAUUUCCGCCCCUGAUUUCACGUCCGGACGCACUUCUCCACUGAAGAUGUCACCUAAGAAGGGCUUUUUGGGUGCCUCUUUCUUGCAAUCGCCAUCUAAGGAUUCUACAUCAGUAGCCCCUGCUCGAACCCCUCUGUUUCAAAGCCCGGCAAAGAGAAUAGCUUCUCCAUUCAAAAACUCGGUUUUCUCUGCUCAUGCAUCUGUGGGCCCUUGCGGCAAUGAUGGAAAGACAGUUGAAGUUGCACAAUCCGCCACGCACAAAUCCUCGCCACGGGAGAGCCAGUCUGACGAAGCGGCCUUUGCAAAGGACACUGAAAUGGUCGAGGAUGUGGCUCGAGACAUUUUUGGAAUUGAGCUGUCUUCUGAUGGAGAAACGUCAUCGAUUUCUCCUACCCAGGAAGAUAUUGCGGCCUCAGAAGUGGCCCGAGACUCAUUCAAUGAUGGAAACACUGACUCUCUCUCCGCGGAGGUGGAGGCUGAGGGAGACUCAGACAUGGAAGGGGAUGAAAAUGGAUAUCUUAAAUAUAAGGUUCAGCCAGAGUACGAAGAGCCUGAAACGAUUUGCUUCGACGCCAUGGAAGCGGCCAAUAUGGCAACGGAUGACCUUUAUGAUCAACAGCCUCAGGAAAACUCAGGUCCUCGAUCUAGCGAACAACUUAAAGACCAGGCUCAAUCUGAACGCGAAGAAGCCGAUACAAUCUGCUUUGACGCCAUGGAAGACGCCCAAUUGGCUGCGCAUGGUCUCCAUGACCAACAAGUCCAGGAAGCCUCAGACCUAGGCGAAGGCGAAAACCUCCAAGACGGGAGCGAGAGCGAGAGCCAAUUUGAGUACGAAGAGCUUGAAACAAUUUGCUUUGACACCAUGGAAGAUGCCGAAUUAGCAGCGAAUGAUCUACAUCACCAACAAGUCCAGGAAGAAUCAGACCUAGAAGAGGGUGAAGAUCUCUAUGACGAGGAUGAACUUGGGUACGAAGAACAUGAAACAAUUUGCUUUGACGCCAUGGGAGAUGCACAACUCGCGGAGAAUGACCUGCAUGAUGAAGAGGGUCAGGUGGCAGACUCAGUCAUGGAGGGCACAAAUUAUCCCGAAGAAGAUCUGGCCGUACCGGAGCGCGAGAUUGAGGAGGAAGAGUCCCAAAAUCUUGAUACUCGAUCCCAGUCCCAAGAACCGACCCUGGAACCCUCACAAACUACGGAGAUGCAAGAACUAGACAUGGAAGAGCAGGCGAAUGAACUUGCUUCGCCCUCCAGGUCACCAUUGCAUUUACCCCGUGGCGACGAAGCCCAGCCAACGGUCGACUUGGAUUAUUCCUCGGAAAGUGAAAGCGAAUGGCAAGAAGAGGCCAUUCAUCGACCAGAGGAGGAGGAACAAGUGAUGAGCGAGGAGAGCGAAAUGGAAGACAAUGAGCCUGAGUUUGCUGCAAUAUCGUCAAAGCCUGCUUCGCCAUAUGAGAGCGAUCAUAUCGAGGGCAUCGCAACUCCGCCCCAAAGAACGCAAGCGACUUCUUUGUCACGACCAAGUUCCACAGGCGGUGAAUCUAUUCCCCUGACCUUGAAUCGCCCAGACAACUCAGAGAAUGAUCAUGACUCCACUCCAGAUGCCAAGAAUGCCAGGAACGUCAUCAUUGACACGCCCCUGCAUGAAGAAAAUAAUUGGACGCCAAACACCCAGGUUAACAGCCCUGCCUUCAUGGCACCCAGUCUCUUCAACACACCAAGCGUUGCUGAUCAGCACCAAUCCCCUGCUGAGGCUAGCUUAGGUUUUACGCCACUGGCACAAAGGUUUGGCCGUUGGGAACAAAACACCCCUUCCCAAGCUAGAUCACUCCGACCGCGUCGCCGUGGAGUGUUCUCGUUAGUAGGCCCCUUGGAUCGCACCAACAAGGAAACCCCGACCAAUUCUGAAAGAGUGUCGUAUCCUAAUCUGCCAAAAAGCCCUUUGGCACAAACCCCCUCUUUGUUUGCCGAAUUACCACUUCAGCCUCAAAGCAAUGAUACUUGCACAAGGCCCGAGUAUGAACGGACUCCACGGCGAUCUUCCAUCUAUGAAGACCAUCAAAUAAUUGAUUCGCCGAAUACAAGCACGGAUAUCUUUGAGGAUCCUGACUCGGGACUCAUUGAACAGGACCAUACUUCUGCCGCCGAAUUCCCGCAAGAUCAGCACCAACAGAUUCAGCUACUCGAGGACAAAGAAAAUCUCGGUCCUCCGAUUCUCCCGUCAACCCCAAUGAAGGCGCAAGUUCAACCCGACGUGUUACGCACCAUCCAUACAGUAUCCAAAGUGCCUUUGAAAGCUGAAGGCGACGUAUCGCCUCUCAAGGUGUCCCGCAAGAGAGGUCUGUCCCUAUCGAGCACAUCCCCCACUCGGUCUUCUCCGCGUGUUCGCAAGCCAACCUUCAUGGCGCUGAAUGACAGUGCACCGAUUUUGUCUCCCUCCCGAAAAUCUUCACGGGUGAGCAGAAGUCCGACACCAAAACGCCGUUCUAUCACGGGCAGACGCAGCAUUGUAAAAGCACCAGUGAUGGCUCCGUCUGGUACUUCCGUUGCAACUGCCAGCCCUGCCAAGAAGCAGCGCCGCAGCAUCCGCACUGAACAGAAGGCUCUUCAUGGAGCAGUCGUGCAUGUGGAUGUUCAUACCACCGAGGGCGAGGAUGCCUCUGGUAUCUUUGUGGAACUUUUGCAGCAGAUGGGCGCCCGUUGUGUAAAGUCAUGGUCCUGGAACCCUCGUUCCAGUCUCUCGCCGGUUGAUGGUGUAGAGCCCAAGGACCUGAGAGUUGGCAUCACCCAUGUUGUGUACAAGGAUGGUGGCCUGCGGACUUUGGAGAAAGUCAAGAAGGCAGCGGGUCUUGUCAAGUGUGUUGGAGUCGGCUGGGUCCUUGAUUGCGAACGUGAAAACCAAUGGCUCGAUGAAACCCCCUACGCGGUCGACAGUUCUAUCAUCCCGCGUGGAGGUGCCAAGCGCCGCAAGAGCAUGGAGCCCCGUGCACUAAGCAAUGUGAACGGAACAAUCGUGCGCAUUUCCGAAUCUCCUACGCCAUCUGGCGGCGGACGUCGCAGUGGUGUCCAUCCGGGCGCCGUCGAGGGUUUCCGCAAGAUCACACCUCCGACCCACCAGCAGGAGAUGCCGUCCACACCCCCGCAACAAUCUUCUGCUGAUAGCUACCAAUUUCCUGCUACUCCUGGAUACAACUUUGCCAACCUUGAUGCCAUUGGCAUGUCGCCCGCUACACCAGGAUUCCUUGGAAACCGCUCCAAGCUGGUCCAGCAAUCUUGUCCGCCAAAGCAGAUCAACCGAGGUCUUUUCCCGAGUGCUAAGUCUGCGAGUAUCAUGCUGGAUGACGGACAAGAUGAGGAAUCCAGAAGACAGCGCCGCUUCCGUAUGGAGGCUGCUAGGCGCAAGAGUCUUGUUUACAAGCCUGCUGUCGGCAGCCCCCUUGUUCCUUGA
Molecule: messenger RNA, 4770 nt
Organism: Penicillium egyptiacum
Lineage: Eukaryota; Fungi; Ascomycota; Eurotiomycetes; Eurotiales; Aspergillaceae
Source: the annotation of a GenBank genome assembly